Molecule: messenger RNA, 1200 nt
Organism: Perkinsus marinus ATCC 50983
Lineage: Eukaryota; Perkinsozoa; Perkinsida; Perkinsidae
Exons: 1
Coding region: 27-1001 (324 amino acids)
Source: RefSeq, a predicted model, not a curated record
AGUUGAGUUUUGUGUAAUAAGUGAAGAUGAUAUCUUACGCAUUCGCUGGAGUCCCUCCUUUCGCCAUUCUAACACCUGAGAUCACCCAGUCCGUCACUGAGACUUUCGAGCAGGCGAGUAAUAAGGUUCAAGAGCAUGUUGAAGACUUCAAGAAGACUUCCACUGGUCAGAGGAUCUCUGCCGCUGCGAACAGUGCUAGUGGUUACAUGUUCGCUGCAUUCGACAGUUUCCUCAACAGGACUGAGGAACUUGUGGAUCGCAUGCUGCCUCCUCUAGAGGAGUCUGCUGAUAUGGUUCCCGCUGAAGAGGAAUCUGAUGCUACUGCCACUAGUCCUUCGUGCUCCACUAAGGAAAAUGUCACUGAGGAUCAGAAGCCCAAUACUGCUCCUACUGAUAAGCACCAAGGUGAGCUUGCUCGUGCCUUGGCUUUGGCUGGUACUGUGUGUUCUCGUGUAUACACUCGUGCUGAUCUAUACGUCAUCGAGCCUUCUAGAGACUACGUGGCCGAUAUAUGGGAGUUUUGGUCAUUCGUCUGGUCUGGUGCCAAAGAACUGUCUGCUUCUGCUUGGGAGUCCUCCAAGAAUUGGUUCACUAGUAAAUACAGCGAACUGAAAGAAAAAGCUCCUGGUGUGUGGAAGUAUGUGAAGGGUCAUGCAGCUGGAUGCUGGGAGUGGUUGAAGGACACUGCCUCCUCUACUUUCACCAAGAGUAAGGAGUACCUUUUGUGUCUUAAGAAUAAGGUGGUCGAUAUCUACAACAGAGUGUUGACUCCCGAGAGGAGACAUAGGUAUGAGGAGAUGUAUAAGAGUGUCUCCGUGAAGGUUUAUGAGUACUCCAACCUUACUAAGGAUGCUAUCAUUAAGACUGCCAAGUCGGUAUACGGCUAUCUGGUCACUGUCUUUACUUGGGAUAAUUUCAACAGCGGUGUCUCCUCCGUGAGUGCUGCAUUCGCUUGCCCGUGGGCUUGCGGUGCCGCCGCCGCUAAGGAGGGGGAGCACUAACUUAUGUACUAUCGAGGUAGAUUUGUUGUAGCAGCUAGGUCGCUGUACACACCGCCAUUCUUAUUUCUAUCUGUUUUUUACUUUUCGGUAGUCGGUUGUUCCUUUACAGGUGUAUCGCUCUACUUAGAAUAGUUAGAUGACAGUAUUCGAACCAGACACGUUGAGGACCGUCAGGGUUCUUUUUGUAGUUUCUUCGGUU